AUGUUCUUGCACGCCACUGCGGUUGAAAAAUACCCUCAAACUAGGGGUCUCCUGUCUUUGAACGUCACAUGCUCACUAUCCACCGCAGUCCUCACGAACAGGCAAUACGGCGUUGCCACGAUCUGGCUCGUCGCAACACUCGGCAGCAAGUCCAGCCUGAAGAAGAUCACGCGUCGCGCGAUCCUCGACGUCGAUUUGCCCAAGGCAUGCCAGACUAUCACGGAGCCAGAGGCACCGCUCGCGUUGCGGUUGCAGGGGAGUCUAUUGUAUGGCGUUUCACGCGUCUAUUCUCAGCAGUGCGGGUAUAUUCUUACCGAUGUCACGAAUCUGUGGGACAAGAUGCGUGGGACGGCGGUUACUCUGCGGCAGAUGGAUUUGGAUUUGGAGGUUGCGAAUACCAGGCCAGAACAACUCAAUCUUGCAGAAGAUCCUGCAUUCAUUCCUGACCUCGAUAUGAACUUCGACCUUACGGCCUUUGGCUUCUCAUCCGAUGACUCGAGCAUGGCCAGUUUCUUGUCCCCCAGAACAGCUGCGAGUAGUCAGUCGAGUAUGUUUCCCGGAGAAGAUCAAAAUCAGGAGGAGGAAGGAGAGGGAGAAGAAGGGCUCGACCUUGUCGUGCCACCUUACCAUACUCCUGGAGAUGGCGAGAUCGGGCGCUUCCAAAUGUUUCCUGGUGCGGGCACGAGCUCAGCUGUCCAAACGGGUCCAGUGGCCUUGUCGUUCGAUGAUGAGCCCAUUGAGGACGACGGCCUUAUCUUCGACGUUGAUGAUAACGGCGUGCUACGAACGGUUGCUAGUGGCGGGUAUCAAUUGAAUGAACAUCCAGAAGUAUCAGGAGCGGAUCAUGUUCAAGACCGAGCAAAUGUCCAUGGUGAGCUUGCUAAUGAUCCCUUGGGAGCCGCAGUCGUAGCCAGCAGCGCUCGAGGAUAUGUUGCCCCCGAAGAUGAUGGUCUUCUCUGGGGUGAUGACGAAGAGAAUGUGCAUGCCGACGCUAGCGAUGCUGUGUCCCGUCAAUCGAAUGUCACUCCGACUGGAUCAGUCAACAACCCAGAUCCGUCAUUCCAGCCAUCUGAUGGACCUUCAAUCACAGCAGCAGCAGCAGCAGCAGCACCACAACAGCGGGCACGUCGUAUCAAGUCUCUUCAGCCUGAUCAAUUCACCGAGCUGAGCAACAAAGACCUAAAGGACUGGAAUGAGAAUUACCUCGUCAAUAUGCAAGCUGCACUGCGCAUCAAGCAACAGCAAGUCUCAUUGGGUGACGCCAGGAAAUAUGCUGGACUCUGGAGUGUCGGGCAAGGUUUGGGAAGAGUGGCUUUUGCCUUUGCCAAUGAUAACACGCCACACCCGCUCGCGAUCUUCAGCGGAGACUCUCUGUGGGAGAUGCUUCGUGGUAUUGAGCCGAAAACCCAAAGUCGCACAAAAAGGUCUCAUAGUCAGUCUGAAGGGACAGACCAGUCUGAGGCAGGCAGUAGGAGAGUCAGAGCGAGGACUCCGCCGCCAGGAGAUGUGGGUCACGGCUUCUUGGAAGACGACGGCCAUAUUAUUUUUGACGACGGUGACAACGGAGAAAUCAACCCUUCAGGCGACGAUGAUUUCAACAUCGAAAGUCAGGUCGGACGAUAUGCACCGCCCUCGCUACAAGACUACUCAUCUGGAAUGCCUUGGAACGUCUCGGCAUCGCGACAAAGCUCUGCCCAAGCACUCGGAAGCGGAGUGAUAGCGAGAUUGAGCUCCAGCGUCGGAACAGGAGGUGGAAUCCCAGGUGGGAUGGACCUAGCACCAUUGGGCCCGCCAUCUUCCGCUCUGGGAAGGCGUGGAUCACGUCUCACGUCUGCGAGUCCACUUCUGGGCAGAGGGCUUUCCAGGUUAGGGAGUGAAGACUUGAUUGAUCCAUCGCGACUGACCAUUGACACUGGAGAUGACUUUGCCGAACUCGACCAGCAGCUCGGAGCCGAUAUUGAUGUGGACUUUGAGCUAUAUGGACCGUCGGCGAUUGUGGAUACACAGCUCGCGCAGCAGAGUCAAUGGGUCACGGCGACACUGGAGAAUGAAGCAUACAAUUUCCUCAGCUUUGUGCAGGCGCAUCUGCGGAACGAGGUCGGAGUGAACGGUAGCGAGCAGGGAGGAGAGGAAGAACAAGAUGAGAACGGUGCACGACGUGGUGUUGUCACCUUCAGUGGACUCCUCCCUGCUGAGCAGAAUUCUCGAGUCGUUGCCGCUCAGGGAAUGCUCCAUGUGUUGGCUCUGGCUACGAAGGGAUUGCUUGAUAUCUAUCAAGAAGUGGCGUUUGGGGAAAUUGAAAUGACCGUCGCAGGGGAAUAA
This is a messenger RNA of Exophiala bonariae, 2322 nucleotides long. RefSeq lists its product as uncharacterized. Gene Ontology annotation, biological process: mitotic sister chromatid cohesion. The transcript has 4 exons. Gene Ontology annotation, molecular function: chromatin binding; protein binding. Bases 1 to 2322 code for a protein of 773 amino acids. Gene Ontology annotation, cellular component: mitotic cohesin complex. NCBI's taxonomy places the organism in Eukaryota, Fungi, Ascomycota, Eurotiomycetes, Chaetothyriales, Herpotrichiellaceae. The record is from RefSeq and is a predicted model, not a curated record.